Messenger RNA from Mercurialis annua (annual mercury), 567 nucleotides. RefSeq lists its product as uncharacterized. The transcript has a single exon. The record is from RefSeq and is a predicted model, not a curated record. Bases 1 to 567 code for a protein of 188 amino acids. NCBI's taxonomy places the organism in Eukaryota, Viridiplantae, Streptophyta, Magnoliopsida, Malpighiales, Euphorbiaceae.
AUGCAUCGAUAUAUCCUCUCCCAAUUAUCACCACCGUCUCCGCCGCCGGAUCAACCAUUAUGGAUACCUAACCACAAUCACGUUACCCAAUUUGACAUUCUAAUACUUAUUUGUGUUCUGAUUUAUUUCAUCGCUAUUACAAUAUUUUGCUUAUGGACUCUUCGCUUGUCUAAUACUCACUACUUAUACGAUGACGAGGACGAUGACGAACCAGAAUAUGUUCAUCUCGACAUUGAAAACGUUCAUCGCGACGCUCGAAUCAACGCUCGAAUCGACGCUCAAAUCGACGCUGCAGAACGUCGAAACACGGAAGAACGGCGAUCGAGAAGGACCAUUGAAAUUUUAAAGUUAUUCAAGAAAGUUGUUUACAGCAAGAACAAGGUUGAUGAUGGUGAUGACGAGUGCCCUAUUUGCUUAGAGAAAUUCGAAGAUGAAAACAAGUGUGUGGUGCUUCCUUGCAGUCACAUGUUUCAUGAACUGUGCCUGCAAAAUUGGCUAAAUAAGAAUAUUUCAUGCCCUAUUUGUCGAGCUGAUGCUUGGAAGUUUGGCUUUGAAAAUCAAGUUUAA